GCCAUAUGACCCCCGGUGAGCCUUGCCCUUGGACGCCGCUGUCCGCUGGGCGCUUGAGAAGAAGGCGGCCUUUGCGGCCUUCUGCCAUGGCCUCUUCGCCAUGCCGCGGGAGCGUUCACAGAGCCCAGGCCUGGCGGCGCUGUCCUGGCUGGCGCGGGGCUGGGACGCGCUGCGGACCUGGCUGCGCUCCGAAGAGCCCCAGCUGCUGGAGGUGGUGCACAUGGGCGGCGCCUUGCUGCGAGAGAGCUGCGAGAUGAGCUCCGCAGAGAUCGCCUUAGUGCAUCGGGGUGAGCGUGUCAUCCUCGUGCAGGAGGCGGGGCGCCGCGCGGAAGUCCGCACCUCCGACGGGUUCACCGGCUGGCUCUCGCUGCGCACGGCGGAGAAUGCGCCGAUUGUACAAAAAGUGCUACAAAAUGGCGCCAGCUGCAAGCACCGGCGCAGCGCGAGCUUCCGGGAGGAGUUCGAGACCAAGUGGCAGAGGCUGCGGGUGGAUGUGGGGCCAAAUGAGGAGCGCAUGCACGCGCUACGGCAAUCCUCGGGGCGCGUGCCCAUUAGCCAUUGGCGGCCCUCAGGUAUCCCUGUCGCCAGCCCCAAACGGCCACCGCAAGUGCCGCGCAUACGACCGCCGGCGACGCCGCAGAAGGAGGCGACAGCAAGCUCGGAGAUGGCAUCUUCUAGUGACAGAGGAGGGCUGUCCGCAAGUCCCGGCGUGCGGCCGGGGGAGGACCUUUUGGACUUCAAUGAGCCCAAGGAGCCCAGGAUUUCGCGCGGGCGCUUGCCGGACCUGGCGGAGGUGCUGGCGGCGCAUGCCGGGUUUACUGCGGACGCAGGCUCGCAUCCUUCGACCUUCCGGGAGCGAAGAUCAGUCUCCGACAUCCCGGAUGCGCCCCCGUCACGCCGGGAGAGCCAUCGAGACACUCGCUCCUGGCUAGAAGAGCACAAGGAGGAGGAGAAGCUUUUGGCCCAGCUGCCGCGCUUCGAGCAGCUCCUGGACGAGCAGGAGGAGGAGGUCCCGCUGAGCUUUGCCGCCUACGAGAUGGAGGAGGACGCCUUUGGGGCGGAGGAGCCAGAGGAGGAGGAGGAGGCGGAGGAGGAGGAGGAGGAGGAGGAGGCGGGGAUCCCACCAGAGGAUGACGACAAAGCCGCGUCCUGGGUGCCGGAGGCUCACCCUGCGGGCUGA
Messenger RNA from Effrenium voratum, 1180 nucleotides. NCBI's taxonomy places the organism in Eukaryota, Dinophyceae, Suessiales, Symbiodiniaceae. The record is from the annotation of a GenBank genome assembly.